AUGAAUAGGCCAGGGGCAGUGCCACAGACACUCCGCGGGAUGCCUGGUGGAUUUGGAGGUCAACAACAACCUCAACAGCCAGGACGAGCAGGAACGAAUCGAUUGCCGAACGGAAAACUAGGAAACAACAAUUCUGGUUGGGCUUUCGGAGGGGUUCCAAUGGCAGGAGCAGGUCCCCAGAAUGCGGGACGUCAACUCGGCGGGAACGUGAGCUUUGCGCAAAGUUUGACAGGCUCCCAACCGUCAACAUCUCUUGACUUAUCCGAAUUCCCAUCAUUAUCGAACAACGCCCAAAUGUCCAACGCCAACCAGUCAUCUAUGUGGUCGACUGCUGGAUCGCGAAACUUGGGCGGGCCCAUCCAACGAAACCAAGCUACUCCCCAGCAAGGCGGCCAGGAUGACAUGUUCAGUCCCACCUCAUCAAGAGUGCCAGGCGGAUUCAGGUUCGGUAACCAAGGCAACAUUGGACAACAACCUCAACCCAGCAGCGUUGACGACUUCCCACCACUCAACCAAACCUCGAAUGGCGAGCUGGGAUCAGAUAGGACGGCGAGCCUUAUGUCUUCUCUAGGUUUUGGAUCUCAAGCCGGCCCUGGGCCUUCAACAAGCAAUAGGGGGAAUGGUCUUUUGAAUGCAUUGUCGGCUAACAGUCGGGCCAAUGAAGUGAGGUCACCGCCUGGUAUUGGAGCUCCUGGCUCGUCAAGGCCACAAGAUGGUAAACCUCCUGGUUUAGAAGAAGACCCUCGGCAAAAGUCGGCUAGAGAGGACGGUCCUACUGAUGCUGCUUCUCCUGCUGCAGCAUUCAACAACAAUCCUACAUCUCUGAAGGCGAAAGACGGUCAAGAACCCCAUGGCUCCGAGAUCAUUGACCCUCUGGCUGGUAUGCCUGCAGUGGACAAGUGGGGGAUCAAGGGCUUGCAGACGUUAAUGCAUAACUACCCCGACUACCACGCCAUGGUCGUCGGUAUGGACCCUUCUUCGUUGGGACUUGACAUAAGUUCUCCAGAGUUGUUUUCUACACAAAACUACUCUCUUUUCGACGACUCACCUCCCCGGGUACCGCUUGCUAAUGGCAAAUUUCGAUUGCCGGAUUGUUACAAUGUGACAAAUGUGCAAACCAUCGACAGCAAAAUUGCCAGCUUCAACGAAGAGACUCUAUUUUGGAUCUUUUACAGUUGCACAGCGGAUAUAAAGCAGCAAAUGGCCGCGGUCGAGCUACAUUCGAGAAACUGGAGAUGGCACAGAAAAAUGGAAAUCUGGCUGACCAAAGAUGAGCACAUGACACCCCAAAUACUGAGCCCUAACCACGAGCGAGGUUUCUACAUAGUCUGGGACCCGAACAACUGGCGAAAGGAUCGUAAAGAGUUCACGCUGCACUAUGGCGACCUAGAUACAACAUUGACCCAGGCGUAA
This is a messenger RNA of Fusarium poae, 1413 nucleotides long. RefSeq lists its product as uncharacterized. The record is from RefSeq and is a predicted model, not a curated record. The transcript has 8 exons. The coding region runs from base 1 to 1413 and encodes 470 amino acids. Gene Ontology annotation, biological process: nuclear-transcribed mRNA poly(A) tail shortening; regulation of DNA-templated transcription. Lineage: Eukaryota; Fungi; Ascomycota; Sordariomycetes; Hypocreales; Nectriaceae. Gene Ontology annotation, cellular component: CCR4-NOT core complex; P-body.